This is a messenger RNA of Oryzias latipes (Japanese medaka), 5655 nucleotides long. It is a transcript of the gene tbc1d8b, whose product is annotated as TBC1 domain family member 8B. The record is from RefSeq and is a predicted model, not a curated record. NCBI's taxonomy places the organism in Eukaryota, Metazoa, Chordata, Actinopteri, Beloniformes, Adrianichthyidae. Gene Ontology annotation, molecular function: calcium ion binding.
GGGCUGCAAUACAUUAAACGUGUGUUCAAGUCAGACAGCGUUUCAUAACAAUUUAUUUAAUUUGUUUUUGUUUUAAGUAAAUAACUGAACUACAAUCCCCACAACACAUUGCGAUUUUUGGCAGCGUUUCUUGUCGACGUGGGAAGGGAGGGAUUCGGACACAAACAAAUGUCUACGGGUUUGCAGUUGGGGGGGUCGUUAAAAAUGACCGUGACAUGCUAAGCUGAAUAAACACGAAACUGUGGCUCAUUUUUACGAUGUGGCUCAAACCUGAUGAGAUUCUGCUGAAGAACGCAUUCAAAUUAUGGGUCACCGAAAAGGAUAACGAGUAUUUCGUGCUGCAAAGGAGACGAGGGUACGGAGAAGGUGGUGGCGGUUUGACAGGCCUCCUAGUGGGAACUCUGGAUACGGUGUUGGACUCCACAUCCAAAGUUGCUCCUUACCGCAUUCUGCACCACACUCCAGACUCACAAGUGUACUGGUCAGUAGCAUGUGGUGUCACCAGAGAGGAGAUUUUUCAGCACUGGGAGUGGCUGCAGCAGAAUAUCAUGAGAACACUCUCUGUGUUUGACUCCAGUGAAGACAUUACCAGCUUUGUCCAGGGCAAGAUCAGAGGUCUUAUUGCAGAGGAGGGAAAGACCUCACUGGUACUGGAAGAUGAUCCAGAAAAAUUCCGAGAAGCACUUCUGAGGUUUGAAAAGUGGUUUGAAAUUCCCACAGAGGAAAAGUUGGUCACCUAUUACUCAUGCAGCUACUGGAAAGGCAAAGUACCCUGCCAGGGCUGGCUCUACCUCAGCACAAACUUCCUCUGCUUCUACUCUUACUUUCUGGGAGCUGAGGUGAAACUUGUCAUCUCCUGGGACGAGAUCUGGAGGCUGGAGAAAACCUCCAAUGUCAUCCUGACGGAGAGCAUCCAUGUUUUGGCUCAUGGAGAGGAUCACUAUUUCUCCAUGCUGCUGCAUCUUAACGAAACCUUUUCCCUCAUGGAACAACUGGCGGACUAUUCCAUCAAGCGUCUUUUUGAUAAAGAGGCAUUCGAGAGAGAGCCGGCACUCUCAGACCCGCUGCAAAUUACCAAGAGAGGCCUUGAAGCUCACGCAAAAAGUCAGCAGUUCCGGACAUUUUUUCGACUCCCAAAAGAGGAAAACCUGUUGGAGGUUCACGAGGGCUUCCUAUGGGUGCCCUUCAGUCAUUUCAACACUCUUGGAAAAAUCUGCCUGUCUGAGAACUACCUGUGCUUUGCCAGUCAGGAUGGAAGCCAGUGCCAUAUUAUCAUUCCAAUGAGGGAGGUUGUCAAUGUGGAGAAGCCAGACUCUGGCAGCAGGGCUUUAACCGUCUUCGUACGUGGAAAGAAGGCGCUACGUUUCUCAGAGGUGCGGGACUUCCAACGGUUGGCAAACACGAUCCGCAGCAGGUGUGGGAUUAGUGCCAGCCCACAGCACUCUGCGUCACCAGAGGCCAUACGAGGAGAGUGUCAGUCUCUCAUAAAUCACUUUGAGGAUAAUCCGGAGGACGUGACUCUCAUGGUGGGACAGAAAGACAGCAGCAAGGCUGUGAGCACCGAGGCUCUCAUGACAGUUUUCCACCCCCAGGACGUAGAAAACCUCGAUCCUAAAAUGCUUAAAGAGAAGAUGAAGGAACAGUCCUGGGACAUCCAUUUCUCUGAAUAUGGCCGUGGAACCAGCAUGUUCUUCACCAGAAAAACCAGAGAUUUAAUAGUUCGAGGAGUUCCAGAGUCUUUGAGAGGAGAAUUAUGGAUGCUAUUCUCAGGAGCUGUGAACGACAUGGCCACUCACCCCGGAUAUUACACCGAGCUGGUGGAACUGUCUCUGGGUACCAGCACUCUGGCAACAGAUGAGAUCGAAAGAGACCUUCACCGCUCCCUGCCUGAACACCCCGCCUUCCAGAGUGACACGGGAAUCUCUGCUCUGCGCAGAGUCCUCACUGCCUAUGCCUAUAGGAACCCCAAAAUAGGAUACUGUCAGGCCAUGAACAUCCUCACUUCAGUCCUGCUUCUGUAUGCUAAAGAAGAGGAAGCUUUCUGGCUGCUGGUAGCAGUCUGCGAGAGGAUGCUACCAGAUUACUUUAACCGCAGAAUCAUCGGUGCUUUGGUUGACCAGGCCGUGUUUGAGGACCUGAUCAGAGAAAACCUCCCUCAGCUGGUGGAGCACAUGACUGACCUCAGUUUUUUCUCAUCCGUGUCGUUGUCCUGGUUUCUCACGCUUUUUAUCAGCGUCUUACCCAUAGAGAGCGCUGUGAAUGUGGUGGACUGCUUUUUCUUUGAUGGCAUCAAAUCUAUCCUGCAGCUCGGUCUGGCUGUGCUGGAUUACAACAUGGACGCUCUGAUCAGCUGCAGUGACGACGCGGAGGCCGUCACCAUACUGAACAAGUUCUUUGAUAGUGUGACAAACAGGGACAGCCCGCUGCCACCAACAGUGCAGCAAGCUUUAGUGAGCAAUAACGGCAAAGCAUCUCACGUGGGUGUGGAUAUCAGUGAGCUGAUUCGAGAGGCCUACGAGAAAUAUGGAAGCAUUCGCUCAGAGGAAGUCGAGAGUUCACGGAAAAGAAACAAGCUGUAUGUGAUCCAGACACUGGAGGACACAACCAAACAAAAUGUGAUCCGAGUGGUGUCCCAGGAUGUCAGAUUCAACAUCACACAGCUUGAUGAGCUUUAUAAUCUAUUUAAAAGGCAGCAUUUCCUCAGCUGCUACUGGACCAUGAAAAGCCCGGCUCUGCUGCACCAUGACCCCAGCCUGGCCUAUUUGGAGCAGUACCAAUUGGGUUUCCAGCAGUUUAGUGAACUCUUCUCUCUGCUGGAGCCCUGGGCUUUUUGCACCUACAAGAGCAACCUCUCCCUCUGGGUGUUUCGCCUCAUAGAUGAGAACCAGGACGGUCUCAUCAACUUUAAAGAGUUCUGCUGUGCUCUUGACACUUUAUACUCCAGCUCGUUCACAAACAAGCUGAAGUUUCUCUUUAAGCUGCACCUUCCCCCAGCCUUCACAGGCAGCCCUUUGCACUCAGAGAAGCAAAGAAUCCUGCACUAUGUUCCAGUGCCUGAAGACUCUUCUCACUUGACUAGACUUUCUGCCUUUGACCUCCCCGAAGAUGGUGUGAUUAAGAAAAGCCCAGAGAGAGGCAGGGGGAGGAUUGACCUGCAGGCCUAUCUGAAGCAGUGGCAGAAUGAAAUUCUUAAAAAGGAGGAAACUAUUAAGGACCUCCCCAGGAUUAACCAGACUCAGUUCAUCCAGUUCUCCAAGACCUUGUACAACAUUUUUCAUGGGGCUCCAGAGGAGGAGUCUCUGUAUCGAGCUGUUGCUCACGUGACCAGCCUCCUCCUGAGGAUGGAGGAGGUGGGACGGAGGCUGCAGGAGCCAAGCAGCCCAUCUGAGUCUGAAAAGGCCGCCGGCACAUCUCCGGCAGAGGACUCGUCCACUGAGCAGGGGCCCGUCACCCCGGAAAGCUGCGACACCUCCAGCUCCCACAACAGCCAGGACGCGGGGUCCGAGCUGUCAGACACAGAGUGGUCCUUCUCCUUCGAGCAGGUUCUAGCGUCUCUGCUCAACGAGCCGACUAUAGUCGACUUCUUCGACAGGCCUCUCAACAUUCAGACCAAACUGGGACUAGCUCGGGUCGCCCAGCUCAAGCUGAAGGCAAAUAAGGGAAAAGAUUCAAAAGGGAACUGAAACUUGAAGCUGUCACUUACAGGUUACCACGAGUUUUCACCUUUCUGUUUGAUCGGGGAAGGGGACUUAAAUGCAGCUGAGAGUUUAGUUUCAGAGUAUAGGAAAAGGGAUUGGAAUAUUGGAAUAAGGAAAUUAGCAGAAAUGGCUGCUAAAACAUGUAAAAAACACAGUGUGAUAAUCCACCUUCUAAAUGUUGUUCCAUCUUCAGCCUUGAUGCAAACAUGUCCGUAGGCUAAGGUCCUUCCCACAUCUGAUUAUGCAUUUUUAACUGUGGUCUGAUGUAGCCGCUCAUUGUCCAAACUUCAACGCUGAGCCUUUUUGUAUCAUCUGCGUCCAGAAGAACAGAGGGAAAUCACAUUUCUAAGGCAGACGAAUGUCUUCUGUUCUCAAUCACGUUAGCCGUCGCUGCUUCAAAGUAAAAACAGAUGUUUAUUGCUGGUAGGUCCUUCGUCUUUACAUGUUUAUAGAAGAAUAUAUAUUGUGAGAAAUGCCAGCUUAGUUAGGACUAUACUGUAGUGUAGUGAGCUGAAUUUUAGUGUUCUGGAAGCCACAAAGGAAUGGGAUUUUCAGAAUAAAAUGAUUUAUUUGGAGAAAGGAAACACGGAACUGCUGUUCUAUGCAUUUCUCUUAACUGAAGAAAGCAGGACUAUGGUGUUGCAGCAUGAGGUUGCUGCUGUAUGUCAAUAGGUCUUUGUGUAAAUCAGUUCCACAUUGCUGCUACCGCGUCUUUACAGUGGGACUGCUCACAUACGGAAGUCUGUAGGAUUCACGCUUUGGUUUGUGCAGCAUUAUAAACAAAGGUCAGUCCAGUAUGCAUUAUAAAUGUAUUUAUGAAUAUCGCAAAAAUGACAAAAGCUUGUUGAGGGAUAUUUAGUUAAUCAAAUCUCAGGGUGAAAUUUGUCAAAAGGCAAAGUGGGAAAUAUAAAUAUAUGAUAAUUUAGCUAGUAUGUAAGAGUCAAAUAUAUGGAGCGUGUUUAGCACAGUUGCAGGGUUUACCAGCCUUUUGGUACACUACUGUUACGUGCCACAGAAGGCCAGAUUUUACACUACUUCUUUUUGCCCUCUGUUUUUCCUCGUGCUUCUGUUUGGGUGAUUUUUUGAGACUUGCAGACUGAAGACGAGCCUGUUCCUCAGCGGCACGGGACUCCUGAAGGUUAUGACCGCUUCAACUGCAGCUCGUCAUCUCUAGGGGCCAAAUUCUUGAAUACAUAAAGCUUUACAGAAUAUCUGCUCCUCAUGGGGAUGAAGUCAUUUAGAUGUUUCUUAAGCAUAUCUUAAAUUUUGCAUUUAUUUCUUUACUUUUUUUAAGCUUUAAAAAUACAGAGUUGGUUAAAGUUUUCUGGGGAAAUUAUUUUAUUUCUGAAAUGCAUCCUUAAAAGAAAGCUAUAUUCCGAAAAGUACACAAAAAUCUGUCACUAUUUAUGUAUUAAAUGUUAAAGAUUAAACUAAAAUAAAUAGUUAACAACACACUAAAAGUCAUAAAUCUCAAAUGCUGGUUGAAUGAUGGUUGCUACCAUUUAAAGUUCCCUUAAAAAAAUCCUAACUAAGCAUGAUUUGAUUUAUUCCAUCAUGUUUUUUGUCAUUUUUAACAUCUCCAAACUUCCAGAUGUUUCAUAAAAAUGCAAUUAAAAUAAUCAUUUCCAGGAGAAUGUGCUUGGUUUAUGAUUUAUUGCAUGUUUAUUAAGUUGCUGUAUAUUUAACUACAAAAUAAAGCUUUUCAGCUCAAGAUUUAAGAAUUAAUAAUUUUGUCUUUUUGAUGGCAAAUACAUUUGAUGCAAAUGAAUUUUGUUUGGAAUGAAAACUUUUUUGUUUUGAAUCAGAAUGUGAAACGACCAAAACCUGCAGCCAUUACAAUCUUCACUGUUUCUUUUGUAAAGUGCAAUGUGAUGUUUUGCUUUUCUUGCUUUAAACUGGUUGCUUUCUUUUCUGUAUGAAUGCUCCAGACUAAAUAAAGAAAACCGGAGGAAUGAUG